Molecule: messenger RNA, 3660 nt
Organism: Caenorhabditis bovis
Lineage: Eukaryota; Metazoa; Nematoda; Chromadorea; Rhabditida; Rhabditidae
Source: the annotation of a GenBank genome assembly
AUGCCUAUAUUACUAUUAUUAUAUAUAUUAUUUGGAAUUGCCGCCGGAUUCGAGCAAUGCCCAAAACAGUGCAAAUGCGCCCCGGACCCUAUUCAGCCGACAACGCGACUUUUAAUGUGCGACAUUCCCAUCGGCGCUUCAGCGCUUCCAAUUGCUCAUGGCUAUUCGGUGCCAUCGAAUAUUCGGACCGUGUUCAUCACGUGUCGCGGACCAACGAGUUUCCCGCACGAUUUGUUUCAUCGACUCACCGGACUGCAUCAUUUAAAAAUCGAGGGAUGCGGAAUUUCGCAAUUGCCGACGAAAUUGUUCGACGAUCUUGCGGCGCUCAGAAAAUUGGAGAUUGAACGGAUUCCCACCGCCAUCGAACUAACCGACGAUCUACUAACUCCACUAACCCGUCUGGAGAAGUUCAGUGUGACGUACUCGCCGAACGUCGAGCUCCCAUCACGCCUAUUAUGCCAUCUACCACAUCUUCAGGUGUUGAAUUUGUCGGCGAACGCGAUACCGACGUUGCGACGCGACGAGCCGUGCGUUGCGCAACAGCUAUUGAUCGUCGAUUUGUCGCGCAAUCGUCUCGAGACCAUCGAGCAAUUUUUGCGCGGUGUUCCCGCGAUUCGCGAGCUCUCCGUUGCUCACAAUCAAUUGUCGACGAUCGCGAUCGGCGCCGAGACGCCGUUCAUUCAACACUUGGAAGCCGAGAAUAAUCGACUGAUCGAGAUGAGCGGAAAAUUGCCGGACACUCUUGUUCACGUGAACAUCGCGUCGAAUAGCUUCACCGAGAUACCCGAGGCGAUAUUCGCGUUGCCGAAUUUGGUGUCGCUCAACAUUUCGGCGAAUCGUGUCGCGUAUGACGCUUCCGGAAAUUCGACGGCGUUUCAAUCCAAAGAGCUUGAAUCGCUCGAUUUGUCGCGAAACCAGCUGACGGUGGUGCCGACGGAAUGGUUGGAGAAUUGCGAGCACUCGGUGGCUCAUUUGCAUUUUGAGCGCAAUUUGAUCGAUGGAAUCGCGCGCGGGAGUUUUGCGAACGCCACCAACCUUCAAACGUUGGACUUGUCCGGCAACAAGAUCCGCGAGUUCGCCGCGCAAAUUUUUCCGGCGUCGCCGAUUCUGACGAGCCUCAAUCUCGGCGACAACGCGCUCGAACGUCUCGCGUCGGACUCGCUCAGCGGACUGAAACUCGACACGCUGGAUUUGUCGACGAAUCGAUUCGUCGAGGUGCCGUCGGCGAUCGGCGACGUCGUCAAACUCAAAAAUGUCGAUUUGAGUCGAAAUCGGAUUGCGAAAUUGGCGGCGAACACGUUUUCGAAAAUCGCCGACCUUCACCAUAUCGAUUUGUCGCACAAUCAAUUGCAGAGUGUCACGGCCAACGUGUUCUCGUCGAGCGCCAAUUUGCACACGUUGGAUUUGUCGAAUAAUCGAAUCUCGUUGAUAUUCAAGGAUUCGUUUGCGCAAUGCCCGAAAUUGAAGAAAAUCAUUCUCAGAGAGAAUGCCAUGAAUUCGCUUGAUGAGGGUCUCCUCGAAGCGACGAGCCUUCGAAAACUCGACAUUUCCGGCAAUUCGAUUGUCGUCCUCAAAUGGGCCUCGUUUCCGGAGAGUUUGGAGACGAUCGUCGCCGAUCGCAAUCAGAUCAAUCUGCUGACGGCAUCGUCGCGCUCAAAGUAUUCAUUGGCAAUCAAAACGGUGUCGUUGCGCGAGAAUCGCCUCAACAUGUUGACGUCGGAACAAAUUCCGGAUUCGGUUGAGACGUUCGACGCGGCGUCGAAUCGCAUUGCGCAUUUGGCGAAAGGCGCGUUGGCGCACAAAUCGCAACUCCGCAAAAUCGAUUUGUCCGACAAUGAGCUCGAGAUUGUCGAGCUCGACGCGGUGCGAGUCGUCGAGGCGGUCCAUCCGGUUGAGGUGUUGCUCGCCGGCAAUCCGCUCGAAUGCUCGUGUCAGAUGACGUGGCUUCUUCAGGACUAUCAAAGCAAUUCGGCGAAAUCCACGUAUGUCGCCGUCAAGGAUCACGCGAAUGCCACGUGUCGUCAUGCGGUCGACGGACGAACAAUUUCGUUGCGGAACCUGAAGAAGGAUGACAUGCUAUGCCGGUAUUCGCAGGUGUGCGAGCCGGAAUGCAUUUGUUGCCAAUACGGCAAUUGCGAUUGCAAAUCGGUGUGUCCGGCGUCGUGUCGCUGCUUCCGCGACGAGUCAUUCGACGUCAACAUUGUGCGUUGCGAGCGAAAUGAGACGCUAUUGCCGAAACGCGAAUUCGUCGUCUCCGAGCUUCCGGUGUCGGCGACCGAGAUCAUGCUGUCGGGUGUCGUGUUGCCGCAACUCCGAACCCACUCAUUCAUCGGACGCCUUCGACUACAGAAGCUUCACAUCAACGGAACGGGACUUCGUUCGAUUCAGCCGAAGGCGUUCCACACACUGCCGGCUCUUCAGACGCUCGAUUUGUCCGGCAACUCGCUUCAUAGUCUCAGCGGCGACGAGUUUCUCAAGACGCCGCAAAUUCUGCAGUUGUUCUUAAACGGCAAUCGAUUCACGACGCUGAGUCGUGGCGUCUUCGAGAAGUUGCCAAAUUUGAAAUUUUUGACACUUCACAACAACUCGUUCGAGGACAUUCCGGCGGCGUUGUCGAAUUUGCCGGCGAUUCGACAAAUCUCGUUGUCGGCAAAUCCGCUCCGCUGCGAUUGUGCCGCCCAGCAGACGCGAUUUCGAUUGUCGAACGACGGCUUCGCGCCGCCAAUGAUCGAGCACAACGCCGUCGAAUGGAUGUUCCACAAUCGUCAUCUCGUCGUCGACGCGCCGAAAGUCGAAUGCGUCGAGAACGUGACGCGCGCGUUCAUCACCAACGACACCACAAUUUUGUCGGCGAGACCGCCGAAUGUGAAUGGCGACAUUUUUGUGAUGCAAAUGGAUGAGUUCCUACAAAACUACAACGUCUCGAUAUGCGUUCAAAUCUCGUCGGGAUUUUUCGGCCACGAGCCGCAGAACAGCAUCAUCUUCAUUGUGCUCGCCGUCUCGUGCUCGCUGCUUUUGUGCAUUUUCGUCAUAAUCGGUGUGUCGAUGGUCCGCCGAUCGCACGACGCCAUCAAUCAGCGGCGAUACAAGGCGUCGUCGCUCAACUGUUCGACGUCGGCCGGCUCGUCGCCGCUUCCGAUGCCGUUGUUGAGCUAUCACGCGUUUGUGAGCUACUCGAAAAAAGAUGAGAAGAUGGUCAUCGAUCAGUUGUGCCGGCCGCUUGAAGAUGAUGAUUAUCAGCUAUGUCUGCUCCAUCGUGAUGGUCCCACGUAUAAUUCGAACCUUCACGCGAUUUCCGACGAGCUGAUUGCGCAGAUGGAGGCGUCGCAAUGUUUGAUAUUGGUCCUGACGCGACACUUUUUGGAUAAUGAGUGGAAAACGCUGCAGAUUAAGACGUCACAUCAAUUAUUCGCGAAGAAUCGCGCGAAACGCGUGAUCGCCGUGCUCGGCGACGGCGUCGACGCGAAUCUUCUCGACGAUGAGCUCGGACAGAUUCUGCGGAAGCACACGCGCAUCGACAUGAGCAGCCAUCUGUUCUGGACGCUUCUCCAUUCAUCGUUGCCGUCGCGAAUGCCGCUUCAUCAUUCGACAUCGGCGCACGACGACUCGUCGCAAGUCUAUUCGGAUAUUUAUGGAAUCGUGCCAUCAGAUGUCGUCUAG